CCCUUUAGAAUUCAACUUGCUCUUAUCCUUCCAAUUCUCCUCCUUCUCCUUUCUCACCAUGAACAACAACCCGACCCAUAUUGUGCAUCAUGAAGAAGAUGAACCAGAAGAAGACCAAAAGGCCGAAACUAGCAAAGGGUAUUUCAUGCUUUUGCUCGUUAACUAUCUGUUCCUCUUUGUGGGUUCAGUCUCUGCAAGCCUUUUAUCUAAGUUUUACUUCAACCACAAAGGCUCAAGCCGGUGGGUGUCCACCUGGGUCCAAUGCGGCGGCUUCCCCUUCCUCCUCUUCCCUAUUUUCCUCCCUUACUAUGUCUUCAAGUGCACAAAGAGAAAACCUUUCUCUCAUUUCAGUCGGAAAAUCUUCUCUUUAUCGGUUUUCAUUGGCCUUCUUUUAGGCGUCAACAAUCUUCUCUUUUCAUGGGGAAACUCUUAUUUGCCUGUCUCAACCUCCUCUCUUUUGCUCUCUUCACAGCUUGUCUUCAACCUCAUUUUCUCCGUAGUCAUCGCCAAACAAAGGCUCACCUUCUCCAAUCUCAACGCAGUCACUCUCUUGACGUUAAGUUCAGUCCUCCUAGCCCUCUAUUCCGGCCAUGAUAAAGCCUCAAACUUAUCCAAAUCGAACUACUUCAUCGGGUUUUUCUGCACGGUGGGUGCCGGUUUGCUCUUCGCCUUGUACCUCCCCGUCAUGGAGAUCAUCUACAAGAAAGUUUACUGCUACUCAAUGGUUGUGGAAAUGCAGCUCAUCAUGGAGGUCGCCGCCACGGCUUUGGCCACCGUGGGGAUGUCGUUCAGUGGCGGUUUUGCGGAGAUGAGGAGAGAAAGCGAGAGGGUAUUCGAUUUGGGGAAGAAAAUGUAUUGGGUUACAGUGUUUGCAAAUGUGGUGACAUGGCAGCUUUGCUUCAUGGGGACGGCAGGGAUGGUGUUCUUGACGUCGUCGCUGACGGGGGCCAUCUGCAUGACGGCGAUUCUGGCGAUGAAUGUGAUCGGAGGCGUGGUUGUUUAUGGAGAUAACUUCGGCGGCGUUAAAGUGGUGUCGACGGUGCUGUGCUCUUGGGGAUUUUGCUCCUAUGUUUAUGGAAUGUAUGUGAAAAUUAAGCUUGAGAAGGAGGAGAAGGAGAAGAAGGAGAAGAUGGAAAUUAAUAAUAGUAAUGUGAUGGAGAUGGUUCAGAUUGUAGUUUGAAGAAGAUGGUGAAUCGAAGAAGAAGAUGAAGAUGGUGAUUAAGUGUAAAUUAACUUGGAGAUAAUGAAGAUUAUGAGUGGUUAAUUAA
Molecule: messenger RNA, 1268 nt
Organism: Mangifera indica (mango)
Lineage: Eukaryota; Viridiplantae; Streptophyta; Magnoliopsida; Sapindales; Anacardiaceae
Product: probable purine permease 4
Exons: 1
Coding region: 59-1180 (373 amino acids)
Cellular component (GO): membrane
Molecular function (GO): purine nucleoside transmembrane transporter activity
Source: RefSeq, a predicted model, not a curated record